This is a messenger RNA of Gallus gallus (chicken), 1910 nucleotides long. RefSeq names its product ankyrin repeat and SOCS box containing 4 (gene ASB4). NCBI's taxonomy places the organism in Eukaryota, Metazoa, Chordata, Aves, Galliformes, Phasianidae. The transcript is spliced from 5 exons. Gene Ontology annotation, cellular component: synapse; axon initial segment; membrane. Gene Ontology annotation, biological process: intracellular signal transduction; negative regulation of delayed rectifier potassium channel activity; neuronal action potential. The record is from RefSeq and is a predicted model, not a curated record. Gene Ontology annotation, molecular function: transmembrane transporter binding. Bases 91 to 1398 code for a protein of 435 amino acids.
ACCUUCUGGUCUUCAGGAACUUCAGCAUGUAGCCACGCUAUAGGGACCUCAGUGCACCCCUCUUCACAGCACAAAUAAAUACGUUUGGAAAUGGAGGUGGAGGAGGCAUACGAGAAAGGAGAGAAUACCCAGGGGAAAAUGACUCGAGCUGAAGCUGCAAAAUUAGUGAAAAAGAACUUUCUGGAAGCCCUGAAGUCCAAUGACUAUGAAACACUGGAAGAGCUCUUGAACCAAAAGAAAAUAGACGUGGACACGGUGUUCGAAGUGGAAGAUGAGAAUCUGAUUCUGGCAUCCUACAAACAAGGAUACUGGCUGCCUAGUUACAAAUUAAAAAUAUCCUGGGCAACUGGACUUCAUCUGGCUGUCAUGUAUGGGCAUCUGGAGAGUCUUUCAGUCCUGCUCAAUCACAAAGCUACGAUCAACUGCCGGCCCAACGGGAAAGCCGCAAUCCACAUAGCGUGUGAAACGGCAAAUGUUGAGUGUCUCAAGAUCCUCUGCAACCAUGGAGCUAAGCUGAACUGCUUUUCAAUGAGCGGGCAGGCGCCCUUGCACUUCUGUACGACACUAACCUCCAUUCCUUGUGCCCAGCAGCUGAUUUGGAGAGGAGCCAACGUGAACAUAAAAACCAACAACCAAGAUGAGGAAACCCCUCUGCACACUGUGGCUCGUUUGGGUGUCCCCGAGCUCGUGGCUUUCUAUGUGGAACAAGGGGCGCAGGUUGAUGCUCUCAAUGCCCACAUGGAGACCCCCCUGGCUUGUGCGGCCUACUGGGCCCUCCACUACAAGGACCAGACAUACAGCCCCGACCACCACCUCAUCUGCCGGAUGCUCUUAGACUAUAAAGCUGAAGUGAAUACUCGUGACGAGGACUUCAAAUCCCCGCUCCACAAAGCUGCCUGGAACUGUGAUCAUGUACUGCUUCACAUGCUGCUGGAGGCAGGAGCAGAAGCUAACAUCAUGGAUGUCAAUGGCUGUGCACCCCUACAGUAUAUCAUAAAAGUGACAUCUGUGAGGCCAGCUGCCCAGCCUGACGUCUGCUACCAGCUGCUACUGAAUCACGGAGCGGCCAGGAUAUAUCCCCUGCAGUUCCACAAGGUGCUACAGGCCUGUCAUUCCUACCCCAGGGCUGUGGAGGUGGUCGUUAACACCUAUGAACACAUCAAAUCAACGUCGAAGUGGAAAGCAGCCAUACCUGAAGAUGUCUUUGAGCGGCACCAGGAUUUCUACGACUCCUUAUUCAGUGUGUGCAGCAAUUCACCACGGUCCCUCAUGCACUUAUGCAGAUGUGCUAUUCGGAUGACAUUGUCAGAACGAUGCCACCGAGGCGUCCCUUUGCUCUCCAUCCCACCAUCCAUGAAGAAGUACUUGCUGCUGGAACCAGAAGGAAUAAUCUACUGAGCCAGUGCCGUGCUGCUGCCUGCACCUUCAUGGAGUUGCAGGCCCUGUGCUCACGCAGACCUUCACUUCUGUGUGGCCUGAGGGCUGGCUGGCACUCACUGGCCCUCCUCAGAGGCUCCUUGGGGAAGCAGAGCUGGAAAGGCACCUCCAGAUGAACACAUCCCUGGAUGCUUUGUUCAGCCUAGCGUAAACAGCCCAAGCAACAAUGCUUUCAUUUCUAUCGGUAUUUAUUCCACUGUCUGAUAUUGUUAGAAUCAACCUGAGCAGCCCUUAGUACUGUUUCACUGCGGUUUUCUUUAGCUGUCAUUUUAGGAGUAAGAGAAAGGAUACUAUCAAAAAGUAGUAUGUUUAUUAGUCAUAGGAAUGCUUUCCCAGAACGAAGUGGGCAAACUGAUUUGUAUCAUGACCACAGUCAGGAUUGCAGUAGUUUGCUAUGGAUCAGUACUGAGUUUGGGAUUCAUUCAUUGUUCACUACACCUGUCUGUACCUUAUAAAGCUUUGUCACAAUGCUA